AUGGGGAAGACUGCUGACUUGACAGUUGUCCUAAAGACGGCCAUUGACAACUUGUUCAAGGAGGUGGAGUGUGUAUUACAAGACAACCUGGUGGAGGUGUCUGGAGGUGGUUUGAACUAUGUCUAUUCAACCCUUCAGUUCCACUUCCACUGGGGCACCGAAGCAUCCAACUCAUUGGGCUCGGAGCACACUGUGGAUUCACAAAGAUACCCAAUGGAGCUGCACAUAGUCAGCAAAAGGAAGGAUUUGACUUUGGAAGAGGCGUUCCAGACUUCUGAUGGCAUGGCAGUGCUUGCAUUCUUUAUUGAGGUAACAUCUGGAGCAUUAAAUUGGUCUGAUUUGCAGCCCACCACAAGUACGACGACAGACAUGACACCCUGGAAAAAACUAACCAAUUACUUCUCAGCUAUCCAGAACAUUAGUACAAAAGUUGAAGUCACAGAUAAAAUCUCUAUCGAUGACUUGCUUGGCAGCGUGAACCGUGAUUCAUAUUACCGCUACAGUGGUUCCCUUACUACUCCUACAUGCAACGAAGCUGUGGUUUGGACAAUCUUUAAAGAGACGGUCAAGGUGGAUGAGAACCUGAUGGUAAUGUUCCCAAAAUUCACAACCCUUGAAGACUUUUAUCGACCCAUACAAAGUGUUAAUGGCAGAAAAAUCUACUCCACAUCUGCAGCCACGGCCCCAAGAUCCUCUGUUGGCAUGUCUCUUUGCAUUUGUCCAGAAGGACACUCCACGUGCAAGGCUGCCCAGGAUGUAGUCCACCUCCCAGGUCCGGACCAGCACCACACGACCAGAACCAGGUUGAACCCCUCUGCCUCUGUUCCCUGCAGCCCCCAGGAUCCAUGUCACACUGAGUCUGGAUCAACAGCAGCCCAUGUACUCACCAGUGAAGAUACUACUACAACUUGA
Molecule: messenger RNA, 912 nt
Organism: Nematolebias whitei (Rio pearlfish)
Lineage: Eukaryota; Metazoa; Chordata; Actinopteri; Cyprinodontiformes; Rivulidae
Product: putative carbonic anhydrase 5
Exons: 7
Coding region: 1-912 (303 amino acids)
Cellular component (GO): plasma membrane
Molecular function (GO): zinc ion binding; carbonate dehydratase activity
Source: RefSeq, a predicted model, not a curated record